AUGCUUCUCCGCAAUGACAAGUCUUACAACGGCAUAUCCGACCCGCUCCAGAGUCUACCGGCUACGGCAUGUACCAAGCAGUAUUCCGGCAACCCCUCUCCGCUCGCUCGUCUACCACGCGAAUUACGCGACCAGAUCUACGAGUAUGCCCUAGGUGCCGACAUGAUGCGCAUAUUGAGCUUCGGCGAGACGAAGAUCAUAAUGCUGCCAAUAUACGCACCGCGUCGCGUGUACUGUGAUCAGGAAGACGGUCUUCCGACGUGGAUGCUAUCUAGCAAGAUGAUUCUGUCUGAAGCACUCGAAGUCUUCCACCGAACGCAGUGCUUUGAGCACAUCGACCUUGCGCCAUACGCCCAAUGGAAACUUUCGCCCACCCGGAGGAACCCCCUGGUAUUCAACCAAAAUAUACGUCACGUAAAACUCAACGAGCCACUCGAAGUGGUCGGAAAUUCCUUUCCAUUACCAAGUUCCUGGCAUCCCGGAUAUAACGAUACGUUUCUGAAGUGUCUUGCGUUAUGGAAUCCGCCGGAACUGGACGAGAACGGAAAGCUUUUGGAUAACGCACGAGCUUGGGCUGAGCCUAAGCUCGAGCACAAGAGACAAUAUUUCGCCGACUUAUGUCAGUCGAUUGAGGCAUGGGCGAGGGAAUUGGUUGGCGGAAGCACGCGCUUCUUACUGAAGAACGAGAAUGACGGAAGGAGCAAUUGGAAGAAUGGAACUCCUCCGGGAAAGUACUUUAGGGCCAUAUGCGAGGCGCAAAGACUCGGCUAA
Molecule: messenger RNA, 771 nt
Organism: Alternaria viburni
Lineage: Eukaryota; Fungi; Ascomycota; Dothideomycetes; Pleosporales; Pleosporaceae
Exons: 2
Coding region: 1-771 (256 amino acids)
Source: RefSeq, a predicted model, not a curated record